UUACAUUUCAAUUUGUGAUCUGAAACGAAGGGGUAGCAUUACACUAACAAUAACAUCAUUUGCAAAAUGAAAUUCGUUUAAAAACUAAGCACAGACCUGAAUUUUGCAAACGCAAUUCUUCAAUUUGCCAAUCAUGCUUUUUGACCUCACAACGUAAUUUAUUUGAUCCAUCCAGAGUAUCGCCUUCAUUUUGAGUGACGAUCUUUUUUUGCUCUUCCAAAAAUUUCGGAGAGGCAGUUUACACUAGAUAAAAUGAAAUUUUUACAUGUGACACUAGAUAAAAUGGAAUUUUUUGACGCUAUCAUGAUUCAUGAAUUUUUUUACCCUAACUGAAAAUUUGGGCUUCAGAACAUAUGAACUCAGCCGAAAAUCGAAAAAAAAUAUUUCUUCUUUCGAUUUUAAUACAGUAUAUUCCCAAGCGCGACUCCACACUUAUCUUCUAAAUGUGACACCUAGCUAAGUGUGAGCAUUCAUCGUACCAAAAAGCGACAAAGAGAAUGAACACAAGUGCGUGUGCAUUAGUCGCUACAUUCAUAAGCAUCACAUCAGUCUACACAAUAACACACGCGCACUUGUGUUCAUUCUCUUUGUCGCUUAUUACGAUGAAUGCUCACACUUAGCUAGGUGUCACAUUUAGAAGUUAAGUGUGGAGUCACGCUUGAUUUGUGUGGCCAGUUCGUUGGUGUUAUCACCACAUGAAAUACGAAUUUCUAAUCAAAUUAUCAACAACCAACCAUGACUCAUUGAAGAAGUAGAUUGUGUAUGGUAUUUUCAAAGGUGUCAUCAAACGGAUUUUUAGAUAAACUGCUUUGUUAACACAGAAAUCAUGCACACGAUUGCUCUGACAAUCAUGAAAUUUGCAUACAUUCAGGCGGUUCGAAUGAUUUGUCGCAACGGUUCAUUUGUAAUGACCGAAUUAAAAUGAAUGAAAAUGUCAAAACAUUUGUUAUCAAAAAAUCUACGGAACUUGAUAAAACAAUUCAAUAAUAGCCAAAAACACUUAUCAAAAAGAUAACGAUUUAUUAUCAUUUGAUAUUGACUAACUCUAUCCGUCUCAGUUUUCGAUUGACUGUCGGCUGAAGAACAGUUCUUCAAUCUCAGAUUUUGAGCAUUUCGUUAAGAAACGAGAUUCAAAAAAUCGGGCAGACGCAAUAACUGUUGUGUUGUGUUGUAUGUACAAUUGUACAUUUUAAUUAGUUUUUAUGAUAUAUGUAUUUAAGUAUCAAAAUUAGUUCUUUUAAUUGAAUUAUAAUUUUACCAAAAUAUAUUGAGAUAUCACCGCUAAUGACUAACUGUCACUGAUUCUGCUGUACGAUUCAUACAAAAUACGAUUUUUCAAUCAAUUAAAAUCGGGAGAGAAAUCCAUGCAAUCAAAUCUUAGAUUCAACUAAAACAAACCUGAUUCCAAAGUUAUAACGUCGGCAUAUAAGCCUAUAAUAUUUGACCAUACUCAUGUACGUGUAUCGUAUUACCAACGGAGAAAUCGAUAGCAAAUUGUUGUUAAUGUUCAGAUAACCUCGGGAUUUGUCGUGCAUGAAAAGUUUCUCAAUGUUUUUUUUUUUUCACAAAUGGAUUAAUGUGUUUAUUAAUACCAAAUUUAUAAAAACUGCUGAGAAUAUUCGUUGGAAGUGUUAGUAAAUUAUUGACACUCAAAAGUUAGCUCGAAAUGGAAAAUGCAAAUGAACGUGAGCAAGCAGCCGAUGGCUAUAAACGUUAUGGCCAAUUAUUGGGUGCUAUCGGAGUUAUAUUCAACACAAUUGGUAUAGUUUUUUUCCUAGCAUAUGGUGCCAACACCCUGAGUGUUUUAUUUAAUGUCAUUUUUUGGAUGUUCGUCAUAACUUUGAUCAUGUGUAUUUUAUGGCAAAUUGGAAUUAUUUAUGAAAGAUCUCUGUUGCUAGUGCCGGCUCUGAUUUGUUGGAUUAUCCAAUUUUUCUACUGCCUAUGUUGGACAUUUGUCUGGUUUCUAAUCAAAUUGUUCUCUAGUAGCAGCAUUGUUGGAGGGAUUUUAACGAUUGUAUUCACACCUAUUGGGGGCUUUUGUGCAAUAGUGAUCAGUAUUGUUUACUUUUACUUUGCCAUGAUGGUAUUCUUGGAAAUGAUUGGCGUGACUAAGAAGAGUUCAGCAGUUGUGUCUUAUGCACCAGCGUCGAUCGAUGCAGAUAUUUGUUAAGAACCAGAAAAUGUAGUCAAUAGAUCGAAAAAUAAAAUAUGUUCAAAUUUCUGUGGAUAUUACAUUGACACAAUAACUCAAA
Molecule: messenger RNA, 2252 nt
Organism: Sitodiplosis mosellana (orange wheat blossom midge)
Lineage: Eukaryota; Metazoa; Arthropoda; Insecta; Diptera; Cecidomyiidae
Exons: 5
Coding region: 1667-2170 (167 amino acids)
Source: RefSeq, a predicted model, not a curated record